AACGUGACCGGUUCUCCGGUGGCGGCAACUUUUUAUAUAAACUCAUACCCACCCCCCACCCCUCUGGCGACGGGUGUUGUGUCCUUUGGAGAGUUUUGAGCUUUUGGAGUUCGGAAAAGGCCAGAUUGCUUCCACACAGAGUUCACUUAAUACAGAGAGAGAGAGAGAGAGAGAGAGAGAGUCAUGGAAGCUAACGAAUAUGAACAACAGGAGCCACUUCUUCAGUUCUAGAGGCAUCUGCGACAGCGCGAGUUGGAUUAUUGGGUCCUAGUCAAUGACGCCUUUUGCUUUGGUCUUUGCAGAAAUUAUGAACGCCGAAACUUUGGCGGUUGAUUCCCGGUUUGUUUAGGUUGUUUUUUGAUUGAGUUGAGUUUAGAUAGUGAUAGUGAGUAAGUGAGUGAGUGAGUGAGCGAGAGCAAAGAGCAGGUUUAGUGAUGGAACUGUUCUCGACUGGUCCUCCGAUUAAGAGAAGAGCAGGGCUACGGAUUAAACAGGCGGGUCGGGCUUCGUACCGGGGCAGUUAGGGAGUGUUUUCUCUGUGUUUUGUGGUUUUUGAAUGUGAUUGAUUGUGUUUGUUAGUUUAAUUUGAGCUUUUGAGAGAGUUGAAAAGAGAUGGGGACUACUGCUCUGAGGCAGUUAUUGAAGACCCUCUGCAGCAAUUCGCUUUGGACUUAUGGGGUCUUUUGGAAGCUCAAGCAUCAGACCGAUUUGAUUUUGAGCUGGGAGGAUGGGUACUGUCACCAACCAAAACCAAGAGAAACUGUGGAUCGUGCAACAGAUAGUAUCUACUUUGGUGAGGCGAAUGAGAUAUCUUUUAAGAAGUGUGCAACAGGCAUGCAUGAAGGUGGAUCUGCGGGGUAUCCAAUUGGACUGGCAGUGGCCGAUAUGUCACAUCUUCAUUACACAUUUGGAAAGGGGGUAGUCGGUGAGGUUGCAAGUACAGGAAACCAUAGCUGGGUGCUCCUCGAUGGUUUGCGCACCAGCGUAUCUGACUCUAACUUAGUUUCGGAUUGUCCAGAUGAGUGGUUGCUUCAGUUUGCAUUGGGCGUCAAGACAAUUUUGCUUGUACCUGUACUUCCACAUGGAGUUUUGCAAUUUGGCUCCUUGGAAACGGUGCCUGCUCAUUCUAAACUUAAUCUAAAUGUCUUGCAUUGGUUAUUUCAGGUUGAUGAAGAUCUGGCAGUAGUUGCUUUUAUGAAAGACAGAUUCAAUGAUAUUCACAAUCUCAUGGGGAAAGCUGUACCUUCCAACUUAAAUAGGGGCAUUCAAGCUCCAUAUUCUUGGUCACUUUUAUCUGGUUUAAUGGAGAACACAUAUGAGUCAUCAACUGUUGGCAUUAACCCACUGAAAGUUGAAACGUCAGAAGAUAUUGGCAACAACAGACGGAAUGAUAACCUACUGUCGACUUUGGAGCAAUUCAUGCAAUUUCCAACCAUUGAAGAUCCACAUUUUGGAAUAGAUCCAUCAGUUCUUAAAAAUGCAGGUGAAUGUGAGAUUGGUGUUCCGGCAUUUUGUUCCACUGGAGAAGCAAAUACAGUCAAUCAGUCUACACACACUAGUGUGCUGGAUAUGGUGGAAAAUCAGAUAUUUGGGUUGUCUUGUCAGGAGGAAGAACUUUUUGCCUUUUCUCAGAAUGGUGGUUAUAAUUUUGGAGUUUUUGGAGAAUCCUUUGGAGGUUUCAAUUCUAACACCGCUGGAAGUGCAGCAGAACAACUGUUCAAAUUCAAUAAUGAUACAAGGCACAACAGUGUGAAUAAUUUCUUUGAAUUUCCUGAAACUAGUGAGCUACACAAAGCACUUGGAACAUCUUUCCAGAGACAAACCAAUGAACAGUUAUGGGAUUUAUCCAUCUCCAUUGAUGAUACAUGUAGCAGCUCUGGUGUGCAGAAAGAUCUUAUUAGCAGCAUUAACCCACCAUGGUUUUCCAACGGAUGUGAUGCUGAGAACCUCUUGGAAGCUUCAGUAGCCAAAGAUGACACAUCAUCUAGCAUAUCAGAUGGUAUUAAAUCAUGUACAACCUCAUCAAGACAAUUUUCUGCUUCCUAUAAACAAUUGAAAUUUGAAGAGGGCGGUCCGAUGGAAUGUGAACCAAUGAUAUGGAGCCAUACAUCUGCUUUGCCUGCCACGCGCAAGACUUCAUCUUCUUUCACAGGCAUGAUGAACACUGUGGUUGACGAUGAGCAGGAAGAAAAGGGAACAAAAGGACACACUCCUACUCAGCCUAAAAGGGAACAGAAGUUGUCCGGCACCAAUGCAAGAAGGGCCAAACCUGGCAAUAGCCCAAAGCUAAGACCAAGAGAUAGACAACUGAUUCAGGAUCGUGUCAAGGAACUUCGAGAACUUGUCCCAAAUGGUGCCAAGUGCAGCAUUGAUGGCCUUUUGGACCGAACAAUAAAACACAUGAUGUAUUUAAGAAGCAUGACUAACCAAGCUGAAAAAUUGAAGUCCUAUGCACAUCAAGAUCAAGAGGCACCUCAUUGCAAUAACACAAAUGAGACCCCAAGUGGUUCCUCAAAUGGCACAAGCAGGGCUUUUGAACUUGGAAAUGAACUCCAGAUUAGUCCCAUUGUAGUGGAAGAUCUCGAACACCCAGGGCAUAUGCUCAUAGAGAUGCUAUGUGAUGAACACGGGCUCUUUCUUGAAAUCGCCCAAGCUAUCAGACGGUUGGAGUUAACAGUGUUGAAGGGUGUGAUGGAAACCCGCUCAAACAACUUGUGGGCACAUUUUGUUGUUGAGGCUCCCAGAGGAUUUCACAGAAUGGAUGUGUUUUGGCCUCUUCUACAUCUACUGCAACGCAGAAGAGGUUCCCUAUCAAGCAAGAUCUGAGACACCGUCUCCUGUAUUGUAAACCAGAUAAUAAAAGAGAAGACAAAGGAAAUAUCUCGUGCAAUGUAUAUGAAUCACUAGAAGUACUUAUAUUGUUUGUGUACAAACUCAAGAGAGAUUUAUCUGUUAUUUGCUGUUUGAAGACUAUUAGCUUCAAAAAACUACAAAGAAUGGAAUACAAAGCUCAUAGCCUCCGUGCACGCACGUAUUGAUAAAA
Messenger RNA from Rosa chinensis, 3043 nucleotides. Its product is annotated as transcription factor bHLH155. NCBI's taxonomy places the organism in Eukaryota, Viridiplantae, Streptophyta, Magnoliopsida, Rosales, Rosaceae. Bases 613 to 2826 code for a protein of 737 amino acids. Gene Ontology annotation, biological process: regulation of DNA-templated transcription. Gene Ontology annotation, molecular function: DNA-binding transcription factor activity; protein dimerization activity. The record is from RefSeq and is a predicted model, not a curated record. The transcript is spliced from 11 exons.